Archocentrus centrarchus (flier cichlid) is the source of this 1534-nucleotide messenger RNA. RefSeq names its product serpin peptidase inhibitor, clade A (alpha-1 antiproteinase, antitrypsin), member 10b (gene serpina10b). The coding region runs from base 129 to 1349 and encodes 406 amino acids. The record is from RefSeq and is a predicted model, not a curated record. Gene Ontology annotation, biological process: blood coagulation. The transcript is spliced from 5 exons. Gene Ontology annotation, molecular function: serine-type endopeptidase inhibitor activity. Lineage: Eukaryota; Metazoa; Chordata; Actinopteri; Cichliformes; Cichlidae.
CUUAUGGAUUCACCUCUGAAUAUGUGUUUUGUGGUUAAUGUGUAACAUGCAGAGCAGACUUGCACUUUGUUUCGACAAAUAAUACAUGGAGAUUUCAGGUACAAUCUUGGCCAAGCUGAAAGGUUCAAAUGACGGUGGUACACAAAAUGAAGAUGGCCCGUUUUUUCUUUGUGGCCUUCUUGUGUUUUCUGACUCCUCUCCACCAAGCAGAAUCUAGCGGGAACACCAUCUCAGAUCUCACCUUCAAAAAUAUGGACUUUGCCAUGAACCUGUACAGAAAGAUAUCCAGUUACCAUGACAAGAACAUCUUUUUCUCGCCUCUGAGCAUCUCUACCAGUUUUGCUUCUCUACUAAUGGCUUCUGACGGUGUCACACACAAGCAAAUCCUGAGGGUACUUAAACUGGAGUCGCUGGAGAGGGCUGACCAGCCAGACCUUAUCCCUAAGUUGUUUCAACUCCUUCAUGAGAACGUCACACGAAAUGGAUCGCUGAAAUUGGACCAAAGCAUGGCUCUCUUUAUGCACCCACAAUUUGUCGUAGAGAGGGAGUUUGAAGAAAAAGUUAAUAAGUUUUUUAAUGCAGACAUCAAAACUGUUAACUUUGCAGACACUUCAGAGAGUAUCGGUGUCAUCAAUGAUUACAUUAGGGGCAAGACUCAGGGGAAGGUUACAGAGAUGAUUUCUGCCCUGGACGAACAGACCAAACUCCUGUUAAUUAACACAAUUUUCUUUCAAGGAGCCUGGCAGAUGCCUUUCAAUGGCAAUUUGACUCGAAAUGCACCCUUCUACAUUGAUAACUAUAAUACAGUGCAGGUGCCUAUGAUGCUUAAAGAAGACAAGUUCUACACUGCGGAAGAUGCUUCUCUGGGUGCCAGAGUUUUGAAACUGCCAUACUACGAGGGCGUUUCCAUGCUUAUCCUGCUGCCCAACACAGGCAUGGACUACACGAUGGUAGAUGAUGAGAUUACUGCAGAGAGGUUUCAGAGCUGGAUCACAAAGCUGAGAAAAAUCAAAGUGGAAGUGAACAUGCCCAAAUUCAACAUGGAGCAGUCCUAUUCCCUGCAUAAUCUUCUACCUGGUAUGGGCAUGACCAGUGCCUUUAGCAAUUUGGCCAAUUUGACAAAGCUCAGCCAGGACAAAGGGCUCAAAUUGUCAGAGGUGCUGCACAAGGCUGUGAUUGAGGUGGAUGAGACUGGAACAACUGCAGCAGCUGCCACAACAAUUGGUAUUAUUCCAUACUCCCUACCAAGGACCUUCAAUGUAAACAGACCAUUUUUCUUCUUCAUAUACCAUGAAGAUACAAACUGUCUGCUGUUCAUGGGGAGGGUGAUUGACCCCACCACAAAAUAGUUUUGCUACUGUAAUGUGUUAGUUCUUAAACAGCUUCUACACAGCUAAUUUGGUGGAUGUUUUUAAAUUCCAGCAAGGUUUAAGCCUGUUUUGGUCUGUUCUGUGAAAGCCAACCUACAGCAUGCAUCACCAGAGUAUUCUAGACUCACCAAUAAUAAUAAUAAAGUCUUCACCUGCAUCACAAA